Messenger RNA from Haliaeetus leucocephalus (bald eagle), 7995 nucleotides. It is a transcript of the gene BRAF, whose product is annotated as B-Raf proto-oncogene, serine/threonine kinase. The transcript has 19 exons. Gene Ontology annotation, molecular function: ATP binding; protein kinase activity. The record is from RefSeq and is a predicted model, not a curated record. The coding region runs from base 82 to 2229 and encodes 715 amino acids. Gene Ontology annotation, cellular component: mitochondrion; plasma membrane; cytosol. NCBI's taxonomy places the organism in Eukaryota, Metazoa, Chordata, Aves, Accipitriformes, Accipitridae. Gene Ontology annotation, biological process: protein phosphorylation; signal transduction.
AAGAAUGACUACCAACCUGAGUUGUUUCAUAGUACAGUGCCUAGUCUUCUCUGUGCACUAGAGGUGUGGAAUAUCAAACAAAUGAUUAAAUUAACACAAGAACAUAUAGAGGCACUGCUAGACAAAUUUGGAGGAGAGCAUAACCCACCAUCGAUAUAUUUAGAGGCCUAUGAAGAGUACACCAGCAAACUAGAUGCUCUACAGCAGAGAGAACAGCAGUUACUGGAAUCCAUGGGGAAUGGAACGGAUUUCUCUGUCUCCAGUUCAGCUUCAACAGACACAGUUGCAUCAUCUUCGUCCUCUAGCCUCUCUGUAGCACCUUCAUCCCUUUCGGUUUAUCAAAACCCUGCUGAUAUGUCACGGAAUAACCCUAAGUCUCCACAGAAGCCUAUUGUUAGAGUCUUCCUGCCCAACAAGCAAAGGACUGUGGUUCCAGCAAGAUGUGGAGUGACAGUCCGAGACAGCCUAAAGAAGGCUCUGAUGAUGAGAGGUCUUAUUCCAGAAUGCUGUGCUGUUUACAGAAUACAAGAUGGAGAGAAGAAGCCAAUUGGCUGGGACACUGACAUUUCCUGGCUCACAGGAGAGGAGUUGCAUGUGGAGGUCUUGGAGAAUGUGCCACUCACGACACACAAUUUUGUACGAAAAACAUUCUUCACGUUAGCAUUCUGCGACUUUUGUCGAAAGCUGCUUUUCCAGGGAUUCCGGUGCCAGACAUGUGGCUACAAAUUUCACCAGCGUUGUAGUACAGAAGUGCCACUGAUGUGUGUUAAUUAUGACCAACUUGAUUUGCUGUUUGUCUCCAAGUUCUUUGAACAUCACCCCAUAUCACAGGAGGAGGCCUCCUUAGGAGACACCGCCCCAGCAUCUGGAUCGUACCCCUCAGUGCCCCCCUCAGAUUCUGUUGGACCACCAAUUCUCCCUAGUCCUUCUCCUUCAAAAUCCAUUCCAAUCCCACAGCCCCUCCGACCAGCAGAUGAAGACCAUCGGAAUCAAUUUGGGCAACGCGACCGAUCCUCUUCAGCUCCCAAUGUUCACAUCAAUACAAUCGAGCCAGUCAAUAUUGAUGACUUGAUUAGAGACCAGGGUUUACGAGGAGAGGGAGGUUCAACUGCAGGUUUGUCUGCAACACCUCCCGCCUCUUUGCCUGGGUCACUCACCAAUGUGAAAGCGUUACAGAAAUCACCAGGACCCCAACGGGAACGGAAAUCAUCCUCAUCCUCAGAAGACAGAAAUAGAAUGAAAACCCUUGGUCGACGGGAUUCAAGUGAUGAUUGGGAGAUACCAGAUGGACAGAUCACAGUUGGACAAAGGAUAGGAUCUGGAUCAUUUGGAACAGUCUACAAAGGGAAGUGGCAUGGUGAUGUGGCAGUGAAAAUGUUGAAUGUUACGGCACCUACACCUCAACAGUUACAGGCUUUCAAAAAUGAAGUAGGAGUGCUCAGGAAAACACGCCAUGUGAAUAUCCUGCUUUUCAUGGGUUAUUCAACAAAACCCCAGUUGGCUAUUGUUACACAAUGGUGUGAGGGGUCCAGCUUAUAUCACCAUCUACACAUCAUUGAGACCAAAUUUGAAAUGAUCAAACUAAUUGAUAUUGCACGACAGACUGCACAAGGCAUGGAUUAUUUGCAUGCCAAGUCAAUCAUCCACAGAGACCUCAAGAGUAAUAAUAUUUUUCUUCAUGAAGACCUCACAGUAAAAAUAGGUGAUUUUGGUCUAGCUACAGUGAAAUCACGGUGGAGCGGGUCCCAUCAGUUUGAACAGUUGUCUGGAUCUAUUCUAUGGAUGGCACCAGAAGUUAUUAGGAUGCAAGAUAAAAACCCAUAUAGCUUUCAGUCGGAUGUGUAUGCAUUUGGGAUUGUUCUUUAUGAAUUGAUGACUGGACAGUUACCAUACUCAAACAUCAACAACAGGGACCAGAUAAUUUUUAUGGUGGGCCGAGGAUACCUAUCUCCAGACCUCAGCAAAGUACGGAGCAACUGUCCAAAAGCUAUGAAGAGACUAAUGGCAGAAUGCUUAAAAAAGAAGAGAGAUGAGAGACCCCUUUUUCCACAGAUUCUUGCCUCCAUUGAGCUUCUGGCCCGGUCAUUGCCAAAAAUUCACCGCAGUGCAUCUGAGCCCUCAUUAAACCGGGCUGGCUUCCAGACAGAGGAUUUUAGUCUAUAUGCUUGUGCUUCUCCAAAAACGCCCAUCCAAGCAGGGGGAUACGGAGAAUUUGCAGCGUUCAAGUAGCCACAGCACCAUGGCAGCACCCACUCUGUUAUUUAAGUCUUGUGUUCCUACAGUUUCUUAACAUCAAAACUCUAUUCUGCUCCGCAAAACCUAAAGUAAUUUAGAAAAGAUAUCCAUAAGCUUAGAAGUGGAGCAGAAUGGAACUGCCAGUCCAACACAAUGGGAAAAAGUACCUUUUUGGGAACCAGAAUCCUCUGCUGCCAGUGUUUCUCCUUCAACACAAACCACCACAUGCAUUCGGAGACCCGCAGUGGCUGCCUGUGCCGUUGGCAUCAUUCCCAGGAGAGAGGAGAGUGCGCUCGUGGUUUGACUGUGGUGCUCGGGCAUGAGGGGAUGGAACUGCUGCUGCAACUUAGGAGACUUGCUUUGGAUGGUCUGCCGGUCGGCUUUCUCCCUCUAACAACGUACCAUCAGAGGCUGAAAAUCUGAUGAGUGCUAAUUUAAAAGAAUCAUCCUCCAUUCCGAUCUUUUUUUUCCCAGUGUACUCACUGAUUUGUGGACAAUGCAGUAUCCCCUUUUCACUGUAUUACAAUGUCAAACACCUAAAUCUGUCUAUAUUAUUGGGUUUUAUUCCAGUAAAAUUAAAAGUGUGGGGUGAUGGGAGCUGGAGAAGAUGUUACUCAAAAGGCGAAGAGGUUAAUCUGAAGGAAAAGGGGAUGCUGCUGCACCUUUUUUCAGAUUUACUUUAUCACUUCUUCAAAAAACAAACAACAACCACCAACCUUAACCUUUUUCCUUUUCCAGUAUUUUCUUGGUGUGUGCAUAUACAACAUCUUUUAGAAGGAUUAGGUAGAUCCUUCUUUUGUUGGUCCAGCAACAAACUGAAGUUUAAAAAAAAAAAAUGUAGCGAGAUUGUCCUCUCUGUUUAUUUUUUUUCUUUUGUAUCAUAUGAUACAAUGUGUUUAUCAAAGAUGCUACUGCAGCAUCUGAAGUCUGUAGAAUUCCUGAUACAGACUGUGAAUGGUGUAUGUACCUACUUUAAAAGUUUUAUUUUAAAUGAGGGUGCAGGUUAAUGCCAGGUACCUUACCAAUAUGUAAUGUUUUCAUAAAUGGGAAAAAAAGUUCUCAGGUUGAAUUGAAUAGAAAUACAAAAUCCCCUAGAAUUAGACAUUCCGAAAAUUAUGUUUUGGUACUUUCGAGAGCUUUUUUUAAAGGAUUUUUAUCCUGUUAACUAAAUGUCCUCUGAUAAGUGUGUGUGUAAAUGUGGAGCAUCUUGUCCUAAUGGCAAGUUGUUAGAUCAAAACAAAACGGUACUUGCUGGAUCCACGCUGACUACUUCUCCUCUCAUUGCUUUCUUCCCUGUCAUCUCUUCCCUCCCGUUUGUCUUUCCCUUUUGUACACUUUGCAAACUAGGAUGAAGGUGGCGGUAUCUCCAUUAGAGUGCUUUGUUUUCCUGUCCUCCAAUCCUGGUUUUCAAAUGGUUGGUAGCUUUUUGACAAGUUACCCAGUCAGGGAAAAAACAACUGGUAAAGUUCUGCACAUCGUUUACCUCUAGUAGAAUAUCUUGUGAUGUGAUCUGUUUGCAGAGUUCUCUGGUGUGUGGUUUUACAUGUAAAUUAUUUGUACAGAGGCAAGUCAGACCACAUUAGAAAGAAAUUCAAGCUCAAACAGAAGUUUUCAGAAUUUGAUUCCUCUCUGCCCUGUACCACUCCAGGUGAGGCAGGAGAACCGACCCCCCUCUAGCGGGGAGGUUCUUGCUGGGAGGAGGUGGGGGUUGUUAAACAAAGUCAUGACAAAUAAAUGAAGGAGUUAAAUGUGUGUGAAUGUGGUGUCUGUGCUAAACAUGGGUGCAUUGGGUGAGGACGCUGUCCUUCCCUCCCUAGGAGAGUUGGACUGUUUCUGUCUACAGAAGGUUGCUCCCAGGUGAAGGGAGAAACGCACAUCGGUAGUGGAACGUGCUUUUAAAACCCUGGAGUUCUGCGGUGUUGCUGGUAGUCUGUUAUGUUUGUCAGUAAAUAUUUACUGGGGUUAUAGGGACUGGACUAAUCUGAAGUGGGAAUUAUAACUGAAAUACUGUGUAUUCAUAUUAAUUCCACAAACAUUAGCAAGACAGCAAUAGUGAAUGACUUAAUAGUCACUACAAGAAUGAAGUGAUUCAUGUUGGUACAUGAAUAGAAUUGAUUUUGUGUACAGGAUGCAUUUUAAAAAAAAAAAAAAAAGCACAAAUUUUUUCUUGUCUGCUGUGGGUCUUCAGAUGCUGUAAGAUUUUUUUCCUUAUUGAGAUUGGCAGGAAUUUAAAUAGUAGCAAUAGCCACUUUCCAGUGUGGAGAAGGUAACGAGGGAGUGGUGGUGUGCAGACGGGUGAAAUUGGCGUGCUCCCUGGUGAUCAACUGAGGCCAGUACCUAAGAGAUGGAAGGAGCCUGGGACCACUGGGGUCAGCAGGCAGGUGAGAGCAUUUACAGACUCCCAGAGGGUGAAGUGGUCAUUGCUCAUUCUCAUUCCACCCUGUGCAUUGCUCCAGCCCCUGUGUGGGCUGUAGCCUAAUUUGUACAUGUUGGGCAUACUGGAAAUUAAUGUUCUCUCAAAAGAAACUGUUAUUGGAGCAAGUAUGUACAGGUGGUUCAACAGUCAUUUGUUUCACAGAGCUUGUUAAAAGCCCUAGUUUCCUUCCACAAGGUCAUGCUGGCAGAAGAUCGUCUGCUAAAAUACAACUGUUAGGAAUUUCAUUCCAUCUUUGCUUAAAAUGAACUUACUUUUGUGAAGAUUCAUUACCCAUUAGUCUACAAUAUGCUUCUUGAGCCCAUAAGAAAAGCACAAGGAAAACUGCUAUCCUUGUCCAUGCAAAGCACUUUAUAAGUAACACAUGAUCUCUGGGGGUUUUUUUAUUGGGGUUUUGUUUGUAGUUUUGUUUUUCUGGUUUUUGGUUUUGUUUUUUUUCCCUGAGGAAUGUGCAAGUUGUUUGGCUGCUGUUUAGAGAAGUCCUUUCAGGAUGCAUUUCUACUGGUUUUCAUGUUUGUUUGUUUCCUUCCAGAUAGCUGUAGUAAUGUGUGUUUGUCUGUGAGGUCCCACAUAAUACUCACGCAAAACUUUGGAAGAAACUUGGUUUGUAAAUAAUUGGGAUUAUUUUUUUUUAAUCUUUUCCUUCAGGAGUUUUUCUGGAUGUCUUGCAUGCCAUCAGAACCAGUCUUAAAGGUGCCCUGUAGAUGUUUAGUGAAUGGGGAGAUAGGAGUAGACAAGAACUGAGUGUCCUGUGUAGCAGUGCAAUGAAGAAAGUAAAGUGAAAUGACCAAUACAUUCUUGUCCAUUACACCAAAUUUCUUAAGCUUCUCUGUGGUGUCCCAGCCACAAGCUCAUGGCAUAGUAUGGAGAUGUUAGUACAUAUUUUGUGUACGCGUGUUGGGACAAACAUCUAGACACUCAUACUACUUUUAGCUCUGCAGUAUCUAGUAUCUAAUAAUUAUUUGCAAACCUACCAGUAUCCAAUCCCAGAUAUUCAUGUCUUUUAUUAACCACACAUACACCUUCCCCUCUGCCUUUCCUUUUCCAUACAGUUAGAAGAGGCCUGUUAUCUGUUACAUCUUCCCUGUCAGUACGUGGUUGUUUCCUGUGGUGUAUUUGCUGGAACUGGAACAUUGUAGUGGAGCUUAAACCAAAUGGUAUAAGCAGAGGCCUGGUUAUUUUGAAAGUAAUUUCUGCGUGAAUUAAGUCCUACAUAGGCCAGAUACAAUUAGUCCAGUCAUUUCUUUUUUGCCAAACUCAUGUAGGUCAUUAAAUUAAUCUAAUUCUGCUUUUUAUGCUUACCUAAAAUCAUCUUUUCUUGUAUUUGAAUGCUCUUGCAGCUGGUGAUGAUGAUGCAGAAUGUUUGAGGCAGAAUUUGGCCUUCAUGACAUAAAAUGAGUGAAAUGCUGACUGUUGAUAAAUACCAUGUCUUUCCACAAAUGCCAAAAUCAGAGGAAAAAUUACACUGAAGAUGAUGCAUAAAUAGGUUUGCUUCUGUGUUUGCCUGGUGAUGUAAAUGCAUCCAGCAUUUUCCAGAACAUUUGGGGAAGCCAGAUCCCCAGAAACCUCACAAACAAGUACAAGUUGAAGUUUUGAUAGCUGGAGGGGCUAAAUUUAAGGGAGAAGCAUGUAGACAUUUCACACUUCUGUAGCCUAUAGAUUUCAUUCCCUUCUUGACUGUGAGUGCAGCAUGUGUAGCACAAACUAUUCAUUGUACUGUAGAUGUCUCUUCUGUCUGUUGAAAAAAGUAUCACCAGUAGCACAAUGUGACAGGCAAAGCUUCUAGGUACAGCCAAGUUCAGUUAAAAAGCAGUUGCAUGAGUGGGCUGUUACAGCAUCACUUUGAAGGUGCUGGGUGUUCUGGUUUUCUGUUAACGCAUUUUACAUAGAAGUUUAUGAAACAAACUUUCUGUUUACUGCAGCCUUGUUAAUAUGCAUUUGCACUUCGUAUUUGUUUUGGCAUGCAUUUUAAAUAUCUUUCUUCAUUGCUUCAUUGCUUCUUACCUAGUAAAUAAAAUUAUCAGAAGAGCAGAGCAAAGUUGUUAAAACUUUCUCUUUGCAUUUAAGUUUCAAGGAUGCUAACACAGAAGCUACCAAGUCAGCACCAUAACAGCAGUAAAUAACUAUGAAACUGUGGAAGGAGGAAACUUUAAACACUGCAGAAUAUAGAAUAUACAAAGAAGAAAUUCAGAUGAAAACUAGCGUAUCUCUCUUCUUUAGAAGAGAGAGCUACCAAGACCCUCUGUUAAAUGGUUUACAUAGGGAUCCCCCAAAACAGUCUUUGCAGUUUGCCAAAUGAUCAUGUGCCUUCGCAACCUUAAAAAGUACAACAGAAUGUAAACCAGGUGCUUUGUAACUAGAGCAGUGGCUUUGGUUUACUUCUGAUGCAGUAGUUUUGUAUAUAGCUAUUACUAUAGGUAGGUAGUUUGGGGCUGGUAAAUGUCUGUAAAAGAGCAAGGAGGGCAGAGAGCAUUCCCCAAAAUACCUAUGAUCAUUUCAAAGCUGGGAAUUGAAGGAUACCUAAUUCAGUUACAGUAAACCUGCUGCUUGAAAUCUGCUCUAUUGAAAGUUAAAUGAGGUUCAUUUAAUUUAAAAAUAAAUAAGCCCUCCUCCCCCUCCAAAGACACAAAGAUCUUAUUAAAAGAAAGCUCGUAGAAAGCUCCAGAGAGGCCCAAAGUUACACUGUCAUAGCAUCUCGGAAUGAGAUGGUGGAUGAAAAAUGAGAGUUAGAUGAGGAGAAAUUGAUGGCUAGUACUCAUGUAAUCAAAGUCCACAUAUAUCAGACCAUACAAUUAAUUCCCUGGCCCAGAAAGUGCAAUUAAUUUUGUUUUCUGGAAUAUCAACAGGUUUCCUUAGUUCUUCCUUGGGUCUCUUGCAGUUACUCUUCAGUGGUUGCAUAUUUUUAUUGCACGUUAACUGUGGGAGACAGUAGGUGUCUUGUCAGCUGAGGGACAACCAGUGUCUUUGAAUUUGAUCUAUUCAAAUUUCAAACCGGUUACAUAGACUUCUGGCAGUACCUACAUACCAGUGUCAUAUUUAACCUACUUGUCCAUAAAGGACAAAAUAAUGGGUUUUGGUAUUAGUGCUUUUUCAGGUCUUUUCCUUUCCUUCUUUGGGGCAAGACUUUGGGCAUAAUUGUAAAUUACAAAGUUAUGUCUAAAUGCACAGUUCAUAUGAAAUAUCAGACCAAUUUUAAUUUGGUUUUGUUCCUUUUAGAAAGCAAAGUGUAAAAACUAAUGUUCCAGGAACUAUCUGGAAUCCUACCACCUACCCCAAAUUCUGCACUAAAAGUACUAAAAAUGAGAAGAUGGUAUUUUGUCCUUUUU